Enhydra lutris kenyoni (northern sea otter) is the source of this 4674-nucleotide messenger RNA. RefSeq names its product Rho GTPase activating protein 23. Gene Ontology annotation, biological process: signal transduction. Gene Ontology annotation, molecular function: protein binding. The coding region runs from base 1 to 4539 and encodes 1512 amino acids. The record is from RefSeq and is a predicted model, not a curated record. Lineage: Eukaryota; Metazoa; Chordata; Mammalia; Carnivora; Mustelidae. The transcript has 24 exons.
AUGAAUGGAGUCGCCUUCUGCCUGGUCGGGAUCCCGCCCCGCCCGGAGCCCCGGCCCCCUCAGCUGCCACUGGGCCCGAGAGAUGGGUGCUCCCCGGGGCACCCCCUCCCCUGGCAGGGGCCGCGGACACUGCUGCUGCACAAAAGUCUCCAGGAUGGCUUUGGCUUCACCCUCCGCCACUUCAUCGUGUACCCACCCGAGUCAGCUGUGCACUGCAGCCUGAAGGAGGAAGAGAAUGGAGGACGAGGAGGAGGAGGAGGAGGAGGAGGAGGACCCUCCUCCCGGCACCACCGCCUGGAGCCCAUGGAUACCAUCUUUGUCAAGAAUGUGAAGGAUGACGGCCCUGCCCACAGAGCGGGCCUGCGCACAGGAGACCGGCUGGUGAAGGUGAACGGGGAGAGCGUCAUUGGGAAGACCUACUCCCAGGUCAUAGCUCUGAUCCAGAAUAGCGAUGAUACUCUGGAGCUCUCCAUCAUGCCCAAGGAUGAGGACAUCCUCCAGCUGGCCUACUCCCAGGAUGCCUAUCUGAAGGGGAACGAGCCGUAUUCCGGAGAGGCCCGGAGCAUCCCAGAGCCGCCCCCCAUCUGCUACCAUCGCAAGACUUACGCCCCGCCAGCCCGGGUCGCCGCCUGGGCCACUAUGGUGCCUGAGCCCCUCUCAGCGCCGCCCAGUGACCCCCGGAGUCCUGCUGCCUGGAGUGACCCGGGGCCCCGUGUCCCUUCUGCCACCCGCACCCAUCUGGACAACCCUUCCUUGGGGAUGAGCCAGCCCCGCCCCAGCCCUGGUGCCUUCCCCCGCCUCCCCUCGGAGCCCCGGACGCCCCGUGCCUUCCCCGAGCCUGGCGGCCGGGUGCCCCCCAGCAGACUGGAAUGCCAGCAGGCCUUGUCACACUGGCUGUCAAACCAGGUACCCCGCAGGGCGGGGGAGAGACGGUGCCCUGCCAUGCCCCCCCGGGCCCGCAGUGCCUCCCAGGACCGGUUGGAGGAUGUGACUGCCCACCGCCCAUGGCCCUGCUCCACCUCCCAGGGUGCCUUGAGCCAGCUGGGUCAGGAAGGCUGGCACCGGGCUCGCUCUGAUGACUACCUGAGCCGGGCCACCCGCUCCGCCGAGGCACUGGGGCCAGGAGCACUGGUGUCACCCCGUUUUGAGCGCUGUGGCUGGGCGUCCCAGCGUCCGUCGGCCCGCACCUCUGCCUGCUCCUCCAGGGACCUUCCUGCGCCCCAGGCCCAGCCCCCGCCUGGCCUCCAAGGCCUGGACGACAUCGGGUACAUUGGAUACCGGAGCUACAGUCCAUCAUUCCAGCGCCGGACUGGCCUCCUGCACGCACUGUCUUUCCGGGACUCACCCUUUGGGGGGCUGCCCACCUUCAGCUUGGCUCAGUCCCCAGCAUCGUUCCCACCAGAGGCCUCUGAACCGCCCAGGGUUGUCCGCCCAGAGCCCAGCACCCGGGCCCUGGAGCCUCCCACCGAGGAUCGUCGCGACGAGGUGAUCCUGAGGCAGAAGCCUCCCACAGGCCGCAAGGUCCAGCUGCCCCCUGCAAGACAGAUGAACCUUGGGUUUGGUGAAGAGUCCCCAGAGCCAGAGACCAGUGGGCGAGUAGAACGCCUGGGCAGGAAGGUGGCCCCUUUGGCCACCACUGAAGAUUCUCUGGCUUCCAUUCCCUUCAUUGAUGAACCCACCAGCCCCAGCAUUGACCUCCAAGCCAAGCAUGUCCCCGCCUCCGCCGUGGUCUCCAGCGCCAUGAAUUCAGCCCCUGUCCUGGGCACCAGCCCCUCCUCCCCAACCUUCACCUUUGCCCUUGGCCGCCAUUACUCCCAGGACUGCAGCAGCAUCAAGGCCGGCCGCCGCUCCUCCUACCUGCUCGCCAUCACCACAGAGCGCUCCAAGUCCUGCGACGACGGGCUCAACACCUUCCGGGAGGAGAGCAGGGCUCUGAGGCGCCUGCCAAACCGAGUCCCCAGCCUGCGGAUGCUGCGAAGCUUCUUCACUGAUGGGUCCUUGGAUAGCUGGGGCACUUCGGAAGAUGCAGAUGCUCCUUCCAAGCGCCACUCGACCUCUGACCUCUCGGACGUCACCUUCAGCGACAUCAGGAGAGAAGGCUGGUUGUAUUAUAAGCAGGUCCUCACCAAGAAGGGGAAGAAAGCGGGCGGUGGCCUGCGCCAGUGGAAGCGGGUGUACGCCGCGCUGCGGGCGCGCUCCCUCUCGCUGAGCAAGGAGCGGCGGGAGCCCGGGCCGGCGGCGGCGGGGGCGGCGGCGGCCGUCGCAGGUGAGGACGAGGCGGCGCCCGUCUGCAUCGGCUCCUGCCUGGUGGACAUCUCCUACAGCGAGACCAAGAGGAGGCACGUGUUCCGGCUGACCACCGCUGACUUCUGUGAAUAUCUCUUUCAGGCUGAGGACCGGGAUGACAUGCUGGGCUGGAUCAGAGCGAUCCGAGAGAACAGCAGGGCCGAGGGCGAGGACCCCGGCUGUGCCAACCAAGCUCUGAUCAGCAAGAAGCUUAAUGAUUAUCGCAAAGUAAGCCAUAGCUCUGGGCCCAAAGCUGAUUCCUCCCCCAAAAUCUCUCGUGGCCUGGGGGGCCUCAAGUCUGAGUUCCUCAAACAGAGUACUGCACGUGGCCUCAGGACUCAGGACCAGCCUGCAGGGAGCAAGGAUGACAGUGCCGCCCCUCCCAAAACCCCCUGGGGCAUCAACAUCAUCAAGAAGAACAAGAAGGCAGCCCCUAGGGCAUUUGGGGUCCGGCUAGAGGAAUGCCAGCCGGCCAUAGAGAACCAGCGGGUCCCCCUGAUCGUGGCCGCAUGCUGUCGCAUUGUGGAGGCACGGGGGCUGGAGUCCACAGGCAUUUACCGGGUACCAGGCAACAAUGCGGUGGUGUCCAGCUUGCAGGAACAGCUCAACCGUGGGCCCGGCGACAUCAACCUGCAGGAUGAGCGCUGGCAAGACCUCAAUGUGAUCAGCAGCCUGCUCAAGUCCUUCUUCCGGAAGCUGCCCGAGCCUCUUUUCACCGACGACAAAUACAACGACUUCAUCGAGGCCAAUCGCAUCGAAGACUCAAGAGAGCGGCUGAAGAGGCUCCGGAAGCUGAUCCGGGAUCUCCCAGGACACUACUAUGAAACACUCAAAUUCCUCGUGGGGCAUCUGAAGACCAUUGCUGACCACUCGGAGAAAAACAAGAUGGAGCCCAGGAACCUGGCCCUGGUCUUCGGGCCAACGCUGGUGAGGACGUCUGAGGACAACAUGGCGGACAUGGUGACCCACAUGCCGGACCGCUAUAAGAUCGUGGAGACGCUGAUCCAGCACUCAGACUGGUUCUUCAGCGAUGAUGAGGACAAGGGAGAGAGAACUCCCGUGGAUGACAAGGAGCCUCAGUCAGUGCCCAACAUUGAGUACCUCCUGCCUAACAUUGGCAGGACAGUGCCCCCUGGAGACCCAGGUUCAGAUUCCACCACCUGCAGUUCAGCCAAGUCCAAGGGCUCGUGGGCCCCCAAGAAGGAGCCGUACGCCCGGGAGAUGCUGGCGAUCUCCUUCAUCUCGGCAGUCAACCGCAAGCGGAAGAAACGGCGGGAGGCGCGGGGGCUGGGCAGCAGCACCGACGACGACUCGGAGCAGGAGGUGCACAAGCCCGAGGCGCCGGCGCCGGGGGCGCGGGACCAGCCGGAGGGACCGCUGCCGGGCGCCGCCGACGCCGCCGACGCCGCCGCCGCCCCCGAGGCCCCCGGCCGCCUCAGCCCCCCGGCGGCGCCGGACGAGCGGCCGGCCGCGGACACGCGCUCCAUCGUCUCGGGCUACUCCACCCUGUCCACCAUGGACCGCAGCGUGUGCUCGGGCGCCGGGGGCCGGCGGCCGGGCGCGGGGGACGAGGCGGACGAUGAGCGCAGCGAGCUGAGCCACGUGGAGACGGACACGGAGGCCGGCGCGGGGCCCGGGGGGCGUCCGGCGCGCCGGCCGUCCUUCAGCUCGCACCGCCUCAUUCCCUGCGACACGCUGGCACGCCGCCGCCUGGCCCGAGGCCGCCCGGAUGGCGAGGGCGCGGGCGGGGACACGGGCGCGAGCGCGGGACGCGGCGGGGUGCGCGCCGCGGAGCCGCCGGGCUCGGCCUCGUCCAGCAGCCAGGAGUCGCUGCGCCCCCCGGCGGCCGCGGCGGUGGCGGCGCUGGGCUCGCGGCCGUCGCGCAUCGAGGCGCUGCGGCUGCGCCUCCGCGGCACUGCCGACGACAUGCUGGCCGUGCGGUUGCGGCGACCGCUGUCGCCCGAGACGCGGCGGCGCCGGAGCAGCUGGCGACGCCACACGGUGGUGGUGCAGAGCCCGCUGACCGACCUCAACUUCAACGAGUGGAAGGAACUGGGCGGCGGCGGCGGUCCCUCAGAGCCCGCGGGCCCUCGGGCACACAACGACAACAAGGACUCAGGCCUCAGCAGCCUGGAGUCCACCAAGGCGCGGGCCCCGUCGUCCGCGGCCUCGCUGCCGCCCGGGGACCCGGGGGCCCUGCAGAGCCAGCCCUCGCGCCGCUCGGCCGCCUCGCGCCUCCAUCAGUGUCUGUGACCAGCCCCCCUCCCCCCGCCCGGUUCCCCUCCCCCAGUCUUCUGUGGCUUGCGCCUCUUCUUUCGUUCCCCCCACCCCCCCCCGCUGCGUCUGGCGCUGCAGGCCGCGUCUGUCUAGUUUGUGUGCGGGGAUCGG